AUGUAUGCUAAUGCAACUCUAAAAAAUAAAUCAAAUAUACUUUCUUUAUUAGCAAAAAUUUUAAGUCGAUCAAAGAUUAAAGAUUUUGGAUUUUGUUUCAUUAUACCACCAUCACAAUUAUCUAUUAAUAAAAGUAUAAAGCAACUUAUUAGUGAAUUUCUUUAUAAUAAUUUACAAAAAUUAUCAAUUACAAAACAGAAACAAAAUUCUGAAAUAAAUGAAGUGUAUUUUUUAGAAAAAUCAAAAUAUAAUAUAUAUUUUGAAUUAAAAUCACAAUAUCCAGAUAUCAAACUUAGUCUUAGUUCAUUUUAUAAGUUAUAUUUAAAAAAUUUCAAGAAAGCUCAAAAAAAAACUGAUAUAUGUUAA
Molecule: messenger RNA, 366 nt
Organism: Cetraspora pellucida
Lineage: Eukaryota; Fungi; Glomeromycota; Glomeromycetes; Diversisporales; Gigasporaceae
Source: the annotation of a GenBank genome assembly